AUGGGUUCUUCAAAUUCUAAAAGAGGUGAUUCUAAAUUUUAUAUUAAGAAAAGAAGCCUGAAAAAAGACGCAGAGGAUAACAAUGAUGAUUUGGUUAGCUACAAAGGUGUUGAAGUAAAAUUACAAGAUUUAUAUCCGAAAGCAUUGACAGUUUACACGAAUUUCACUUCCGAACAAAUUUCGAAAAUAUUAGAUGGAAAGGUUUUGAACCUUAAUGAUCCUCAGCUAACAUAUUUAGAUGAUAUUGUUUGGCUUGAAUGGAAAAACAUGACAAAUAAUUUAAAAAGGAAAAUACUAAAAUCAAGUUUCAUAUUUCAAAAUAGUCGUUUUAAGUUUGAAGACAUAACUAAUAACGCUACACUUGAAACUCUAACAACAAAAGAAAUUAAAAAUAUUUUUAACGGAAUGGAACUUCGAAUUGGCAAGAUGAUUUUAAACGAAACAGAAUUUUAUGUUAGAAGAAAAUAUUCAUUUUUUAAAAAUGGUAUCAAAGAAUUUGAUUUUAGUAGGGUUUUCCCACACCCAGAUCUGGAAAUAUUCUUUGUGUUGUCAUCAGAUGCAGGAACUGGAAAAACUAUAGCAUUUAAUCAAUUAGCACUGGAAAUUAAACAAAAAUUUCCACAUCUUUGGGUUUGCUUUAUCGAUCUUAAAAGCUUUACACAAUUGUAUAAUGAUAACAAUAUGUCCAGAGGUCCAAGAUAUAUUUUAAUGGAAAUUUUAGGAUUAAAAACCAAAUUUGAAAGAGUAUUUUUUAGUGGUAUGUAUAAUACAGAUUCAAUUGUAUUAUUAUGGAAUGGGUUUGAUGAAGUUUCACCAAAAUAUAGCGACUUUUUAAUGAAACUAUUCAAGGAAAUUUCUAAUCAUUCAGGAAAUAGCCAGUAUAUCUGCACAAGACCUCAAUUCACUGAUGAAUUUAAAUUCGAUAAAUAUUUUUCAAAAAGAAUUUAUAAAUUAGUUCCGCUAAACGAAAAUGAUCAAGUAGAAUAUUUGAAGAAAUAUUUUUCAUUACAAAAUAUUACAGAAGAAAAUAUUGAUCAAUAUAUUCAAAAAGUUUUUCAUAUAAUACAAUCUUUAGAAUCUAAAACAAAAUUUAAUAAUAAUUUUGGUGAUCUACGAAUUCCUUUAGUAUUAAAUAUGAUUUCGGAACUAAUUUCAAACGAUAACUUUGCUUAUGGCGCUGAAAACAUUUAUCAAAUUUAUGAAAAAUUUGUCCAGAGAAAGAUUGAUAUUUGGGUAGAAAAAACUCCUUUUGCCAGUGAUUUCUUAAAAUGUAUUAGAACAAAUCGUAAAUUUAACAUUAUUAACUUUUAUCAUAUUUAUGCACUGAUUAGUCAAUCUUUAGUUCUUGAUGAUCGUAUGAAAGAUAUUAUUGAAAAACUAAGCAUUUUGAAUUUAGAAAUUCCACCAGAAUUAACUUAUGAUGAAAUAGCUAGAAUGGGAAUUUUAUACAUCGACGUUGGAUAUAAAAUUAAUUUUGUUCAUAAAACCUUUGGAGAAUUUUUCUUUGCUCAAUAUAUUAUUGAUAAUAUUUAUAAUGAAGAUGAUAUGAGUUCAGAAGAAGCGGAGUUAAGGCUUGAAUUAUUCUUUAAAAUUAUCUUAGCAGAUGGACAUCAUAUUAUAAAAGAUUUUAUUAAAUCAUAUCUUCAAGUAGCAAUUAUAGAAAACCACACUACUAAAUUUCCUAAAAAGAUUGCACAUUUAAUGGUAACAAAGUAUAAAAAGCUAUUUUUAAAUUUAUUAAGAACAAAAAAAAUUCAUGUAAUUGAAUUUUUGUGUAAUUUCUUCAAAAAAGAUUCCAAAAUUGUCCAAACACUUCUUCAAGUCUAUUCAAAUGAGACUCUUUUCACAGCUAGAUAUAAUCCAACUUAUUACCAAAAUUAUGGAUUUAUUUUUAAUGAUUUUAGUUAUGCUGGAUUUGCGAUAAAGAUUGGGAAAACAUUUUUGAAUUCUACUGAAUAUGAUAACUUUAUUCAUGGCAAUAAUCAAAAAGGGGUGAUGCUAUAUGGCAAACAUUUUUUAUAUAAAUAUUUCAAUAGAAAUUCUUCAAAUGAGACUGAAAAAACAAUUUAUAACGAUGACUUAAAAUACUUUGAAAAUUUGGCUUUAAAUUUAACAAAGAAUGAAUUUUUAGAACUUUUAUCAUCUAUUGAUAGUCCAAUAUACCUUGGCGAUCCACUCUUUACUACUGAAAACUUUUGGAAGAUAAUUGAAGAUUUAUUAAACGAAAAUGAGCAAAAAAUGAUUUUUCCAAAAAUUUUAAAUGAGAUUUCUAAAAUAACAUUUUAUGAUUAUGAAGUUUUAAGCAAUUUUUCACUGAUUGCCAGUAAAAUUGAGAAAAUUAUGACAAGUUCAGAAAUUUAUUAUAUGUUUCUGAAUGGAAAAUUUCUACACCAAGCAGUCGACAGCUUUGCGUCAUAUGAGCUUUUAUUCAAUCUGUUUAAAAAUCAUACAAAUAUUAUCCAGCAAGAAGACAUUUUGGAUCAAAUGUUGUUUGUCGACUGCAUAGUUGAUAUUAACAGUGUAACAAAGAUGGAAAUUUGUUAUGAGAAACCUCCUUACAAAAUUAAUAGCAUUGAUGUUUUUUCACAAAUUGAAAGAUAA
Chironomus riparius is the source of this 2601-nucleotide messenger RNA. The record is from the annotation of a GenBank genome assembly. NCBI's taxonomy places the organism in Eukaryota, Metazoa, Arthropoda, Insecta, Diptera, Chironomidae.